Messenger RNA from Manihot esculenta (cassava), 909 nucleotides. RefSeq lists its product as uncharacterized. Lineage: Eukaryota; Viridiplantae; Streptophyta; Magnoliopsida; Malpighiales; Euphorbiaceae. The record is from RefSeq and is a predicted model, not a curated record. Gene Ontology annotation, molecular function: zinc ion binding; nucleic acid binding. The coding region runs from base 1 to 909 and encodes 302 amino acids. The transcript has a single exon.
AUGGAAGGAGAGAGUUCUUUCUUAGUGGUGGCUCCACCAGUGUUUGAUGGAGAGAACUACCAGGUGUGGGCAGUAAGAAUGGAAGCUUUUUUGGAAGCGUGUGAUUUGUGGGAUGCUAUAGAGGAGGAUUAUGAGGUACCUCCUUUACCAGGAAACCCAAUAGUGGCUCAGAUCAAAACACACAAGGAGAAAAAGACUAAAAAAUCCAAAGCGAAGAAUUGUCUUUUUGCUGUAGUUUCUCCUAACAUCUUCAGUAAGGUCAUGUCAUUUGGUUCAGCUAAAGCCAUCUGGGAUUUUCUGAAGAAAGAAUAUAAAGGAGAUGAAAGAAUCAGAGGAAUGAAGGUGCUGAAUCUGGUUAGGGAAUUUGAAAUGCAGCAAAUGAAGGAGUCAGAAACGGUCAAAGUGUAUGUAGAGAGGCUGUCUGGCAUUGCAAAUAAGGUAAGGAUACUUGGAGAUAAAUUUAUGGACAAUAGAAUUGUUCAAAAAAUACUUGUAUCCUUACCUGAAAGAUAUGAGGCAACUAUUGCUUCUUUGGAAAAUACUAAAGAUCCGUCAAAUAUCACUUUGGCAGAAUUAGUAAGUGCGUUGCAGGCACAGGAACAAAGAAGAAUGAUGAGACAAAAAGGAACCACGGAGGGAGAUUUACAAGCCAAAUGGCAGCAGAAUUCUGGAGAUAAAAACAAAAAGUGGAGAGGAAAGAAAGGAGCAGCAGGCAAUUCAGAAAAUGCUGCCACUGAAAGCAACUCCAACACUAGCAGCAAAGGAGGAAAAUUCCCUCAUUGUCAGCAUUGUGGCAGAAAAAACCAUCCUCAUUACAAGUGUUGGAGAAAGCCUGACAUGAGAUGUAGAAAGUGUAAGAAGCUUGGGCAUGCGGAGAUAAUUUGCAAAGAGAAAGAAACACAACAGUAG